UCGUCGCUCCUGACUGUCAGCCACCAGAACGACGCCGAGAAGAGCUGAAACUGGGAGCAAGGUCGGGGGUGGGGGAGAGGAGAUCUCAGGUGAAAUAGUACUUCGCGCUGGGAAUUUUGUUGCCAGCAGAAUCACGCUCACGUUUGUUAUUUUUUCUUUCCAACUUUGAUUCUUGCCAUACAAGCAAGCUUUGACUAAUGUGUCAAAGUUUGGCAAGAUUUGGUGCGCAAUGAUCACAGACAGUUCGAAAGAAUAGUACACGAUUUUUUUUAGUAUUGUAUUUUUAUUAUUUAUUUUUUUUUUGCAAGGAGAAUCACACAUGAAAGUGCAUGGCACGGCUGCGGUGGGACCUUUCAGUCCGAAAGUGAUCCGAUGGCUUUGAGUGGAGGUCAAGUCUUGCAUUUCUUCAGAGCACUGAACUAAGUGUCGGGACGUCCGGAUAAGCAGGAGGGACACCGAAACGGAUCGACGGUUUUCCACCACCCGCAAAACAGAUAAAGAUGAGCGGGGGAGAUGUGGUUUGCUCGGGCUGGCUGAGAAAGUCUCCGCCUGAGAAGAAGUUAAGACGUUACGCAUGGAAGAAAAGGUGGUUUGUGCUCCGAAGCGGCCGCCUCACUGGGGACCCUGACGUGCUGGUUUACUACAAAAAUGACCACUCCAAAAAGCCCAUCCGCGUCAUCAACUUAAACCUGUGUGAGCAAGUGGAUGCCGGGCUGACGUUCGACAAGAAAGACCUGGAGAACAGCUUCAUCUUUGACAUCAAGACCAUAGAGCGGGUCUUCUACCUGGUGGCUGACACCGAGGAGGACAUGAACAAGUGGGUCCGCAGCAUCUGCGAAAUUUGCGGGUUCAACCCCACCGAUGACGACUCACGGAAGCCACCGGCACACUCCGGCGGCGCUGUGGUGGACGUGCCCCCGCACCCGGCACAUGCUACCAUCGCCCCCCCGGUCAUUGCCAGUGUGCCGCCCCCCUACCAGCCCGUCAGCGUCUGCCACCUGGAGCCUUCGUCCAGCCCGGAGGAGCCGCAGGAAUAUGUAUUGCUGGUAAACUGCGAGAGCAAGAAGCCGGGCGCCAGUUCCCUGGGACACGGGGACCAGGAGUACAUGCUCCUUGAGCAGUGUGAGAGCAGGAGCGCAAGCCUGCCUGUAAUCGAGCUGUCUAAAUCCAUGUCCACGGAGACGGACUGCAACGAUAACAUCCCUUCUCACAGGACCACGAAGCCCUCAAACUCCAAGCAUGGCUCUGUGAAUGGCUUCUUCCCGCAGUCAGCCGCCAUCUAUGACUCUCCGCCCCCCCGCGCGGCAUCCAUGUCCGUAGACACAGGCCUGUAUUUGUUGCCGCGCAGUUACUCUCAAGACACUGUACUGUUGCCCAAGUCGUCGGCCUCCUCUUCUCCACCCAUGCCGGGGGCGGAGUCAGUAGGCGAGCUGCGCGCCUGUGGCGUGCCCCCCCGCCGGGGACCUGUGGAGGCUCGUCUCAGACAGGUAUCCCUCAGCUAUGAUAUCCCCCCCACGCCCGGGAGCAGCAGCACUUACCAGGUACCCAGGACGGUCGGGCCAGAGGUGGCUGUAUCCGGACCCUCAGACGUGCCCCCGCCCCGCCCACCAAAACCCUCCCCAGUCGCUCCACCUGAGCGUUCCCCAACAGAAACGUACGCCAUCCCACGCCCAGUCUCGGAGACGGACAGCAACUACUGCGUCCCCACUGGGGGUCGGACUCACCACAGCAACACCAUCAGCGUAAUGGAUGCCUCUCGCCUCCGGAAAGAUUUCGGAUCCCAAGAUUGCUACGACAUCCCAAGAAUUCUGUCGGAUAGAAGCAGUUCAUUUGACUUCAAUGAAAGCUUAAAUGGCAGCUUUAAGAGCAAUCGCAUGAUUGCGGCCAGCAGUGCUUCGACGGAGGAGGUGGAUGAGAACUAUGUGCCCAUGAGUGCCAACUCGCCCUCCCACCAUCAGAUGGGGAGCAUGGCCGAGCUCAUUCACGAAACAAACUACGUGCCCAUGACGCCAAGCACGGCCGAGUUCUCCUCCUUGGGCAAGCAGGUUCCCCCACCAGCACACAUGGGCUUCCGCACCAGCCCCAAGACCCCGCCAUGCCGGCCCAUGCUAAUCAGUGACUGCCAGCCCCCACCAGUUCACCGCAACCUUAAACCGGACCGGAAAGGUCAGAGCCCAAAAGUAAGGGUGAAGCCGAUUGGUUUAGAGCGAAGUGAUUCACAAACCGUAGGUGAACUCCCAGGACGCCGCAAAACUAGACCAGCACCCCUUGAAAUAAAGACCCUGCCUGAAUGGGAGGAGCUGCCAGCCCCUGUCCACUCCCCCGUGACCAGGUCAUUUGUUCCGGAUCCCUCCAGGUUUCCUAUGCCUUCGAGACCUCCAUCGGUGCACAGCACCGCCUCCAGUGACGAGUCCGACGAGUGUGAGGAGAAUUAUGUAGCCAUGUACAACUCUAGUAUCCCUUCAGAUGAUACAAGCAUGAAGCUCAGCCCUCAGAUAAGCACUGACGGAGGUAGCAGCCCAAUGACGAAGACCAAAGCAGACAAGCAGGUGGAAUAUCUCGACUUGGACCUGGACCCCGGCAAAUCGACUCCUCCGCGAAAGAAAAAGAGCAAUGGGACAGGCAGCAGUGUUUCGGAUGAACGUGUGGACUAUGUGGUGGUGGACCAGCAGCGGACACAAGCCUUGAAGAACACAAGAGAGGCCUGGAAUGAUGAGAGGCAGUCCACGGAGACUGACACUCCCACCAAGGGCUCUAAGUGAAGGCUUCUUAUCUGGGAGACAGAGCUCCUCACCUUCCUCCACCUCACCCUUGUAUCCACGCGUUACCCAUGACCCCCCCCUGUGGGACAGAGGCCCCACCCUACCUGACGUCAAGUGCCUCAUUCUGUUUACGCUGCCAACUGUUCAGAUGCACUGCCCUUUUGAACUGUGGUGCCAGGAGUCCCUGGUGAAAUUAAGAAAUUAGUGCCAUUCUCUUAUGUGGGAAAUGUAUACUUGUUGUUUGGACGUUACUACAGAGGACAUCUUUGUAAAUCCUGUCAUUACUUUCUGCUCGACACUUUCCUGUUAAGUAAAAGUUCACCUAAAGCACACAUUUCAUCACAUUGUAGGCCAAGGUUUUUGUUUUUUUUUUUUUUUGUUUUUUUUUUGCAAUAGUAAUUUUUGAGUUACUUUCAUGAUGCAUUGACACACUUUUUCCACCUUGAUCCGAGUGAUUUUCUGUAGAUUCGGGCUUUUAAAUUCCCGUUUUCAGUUUUCUGUAGGUUCUCGUUGCGCACAGGCAUGUGUUUUGGCUUAUUAAACACGGUGAAUCUGCAGACCAUCAUCCGUCAUCUUCCCCGGCGCUCAGCACAAAGUGCACAUCUGUGCUGCACAAAAUGCAGGUAGUCAUGUUGAAAAAUGUCAUGUAUAUGAAUGUCCUUUAUGUUCGAAUAUCUAGCUAUGUGAAAGCUACAGUGUGUGUGUUCUGCAGGAUAGAACGCUACACUUUCUCAGAUGGUCAAAUUAAACCAUCGGGAAAAGGGUGGAAUCUAUAACUGUGACAGUUUUUAACGGGAAGAUUUUAGACUUCCUGUUAAUUAUGCAAGGUAUCAAACUAAAGUAUAAUAGAACAAAUCAGGUACUCAUUGAAAUACUAACUUUUGCAAUCAGUUGUAAUUUAUUUUGUUUUCUUUUUUUACCAUUCAUUUUAACAUCAGAGGCAACGCAUUUCACUCAUUGCUCUUAAAUUCCCGCAAGAUCGACAGGAAAUUUAGACACACUUGUCAUGGACACGUGUUGCUUUUUCUGCAAAGUAAUGCAUUUCUAAAACAUACCAGUUUUAUUGAUUGUUUGUUUUCAGUUUUAACUGGCUUACCAAUUCAUUGCAUAUUUUCUGAAGAGUAUAAUUUAUUUUUUAAUUGAUAUCCAGUUUUCUUGGGACUGACUGCCUUAUCAACAACUUUAUAAGUCUUGUAAAUAGGACAAACCAUUUUAUGUAAACUUUUAGUACUUGAGAAUCUUGUUUGUGUAUGAACUAGUUUUAGUAACUUUUUCACCCUUGAACUCACCAUUGAUGAGAUCUUUGCUGUAUAUAAUAGCUGCAUUGUUCUUGCAUGUACCAUUCGUUGAAGUGCUAUUCCUGUUUUUCUUCCAGAAUUUUUUUUUUUUUUUGCAAGACAAACUCCAAAUCCUUGAUGCUUAAUCUUUUUUUAAUGAAUCAAAAGAGAAAUGUACAUUUUAAACUAAAUAAAGACCAUUAUAUAUCAUGAA
This is a messenger RNA of Brienomyrus brachyistius, 4253 nucleotides long. RefSeq names its product GRB2-associated-binding protein 1-like. The transcript is spliced from 13 exons. Lineage: Eukaryota; Metazoa; Chordata; Actinopteri; Osteoglossiformes; Mormyridae. The record is from RefSeq and is a predicted model, not a curated record. Bases 501 to 2762 code for a protein of 753 amino acids.